UCUCUCCGAUUUUGGCCACCCGAUCUCUCUCUGUAUUCACGUCAUGGCUUCAAUUCUUUCUAUCGGUCUUGGUGUUGGUGUGGCUGCCUUCUUGGGCCGUGCCGGUCUGGUCGCCUACCGCCGUUCUCAGGGCGGCGUCAACGCUGCUGGAAAGGCUUUCUACAAAGGUGGAUUUGAACCGCGCAUGACCCGCCGUGAAGCCUCCCUGAUUCUCGAGCUCUCUGAGCGCAAAUUGAGCAAGGACAAGGUGCGCAAGAAUCACCGUCAGCUCAUGCUGCUCAACCACCCCGAUCGUGGCGGCAGCCCGUACCUGGCGACCAAGAUCAACGAGGCCAAAGAAUUCCUCGACAAACAUACUUGAGAUAUUGAACUGGGAUGGUGCGGCUCUCGAAGAUGACCUAGGAUCAUCGAGAAGCCAAACCAUCAGUGUAUACUCUUCUCCGACGGCCAGAUACUGCAGAACCCUGGUGAAUUCUUCCCGGGUCCAGACUGGUCAUACUUUGGGUGCAUAGCGUGGCGUUGUUUGUUUGACAUUUUUCAAGAUUGGGAUGUACCGAGUCGUUCCAUCGCUCGAUCUUCCAUCGAUCUUCAUGUACUUUAUGCGCUCUUCUUUGUCAUAUAUCCUCCCGAGAUCGCCACUCAUCGAAUUGUACUACUAUGAUCAUGUUCUACAAAGCCCAAGCUUUCCCCUAGUCCAG
Penicillium subrubescens is the source of this 698-nucleotide messenger RNA. It is a transcript of the gene pam18, whose product is annotated as putative mitochondrial DnaJ chaperone (Tim14). The transcript has 4 exons. Gene Ontology annotation, cellular component: PAM complex, Tim23 associated import motor. The record is from RefSeq and is a predicted model, not a curated record. Gene Ontology annotation, biological process: protein import into mitochondrial matrix. Gene Ontology annotation, molecular function: ATPase activator activity. Lineage: Eukaryota; Fungi; Ascomycota; Eurotiomycetes; Eurotiales; Aspergillaceae. The coding region runs from base 44 to 361 and encodes 105 amino acids.